Molecule: messenger RNA, 3050 nt
Organism: Ixodes scapularis (black-legged tick)
Lineage: Eukaryota; Metazoa; Arthropoda; Arachnida; Ixodida; Ixodidae
Gene: shv
Product: dnaJ homolog shv
Exons: 8
Coding region: 32-1105 (357 amino acids)
Biological process (GO): protein maturation; protein folding
Cellular component (GO): endoplasmic reticulum
Molecular function (GO): misfolded protein binding
Source: RefSeq, a predicted model, not a curated record
UUUGAUACACGUGUCCGUUUCCGUAACAACAAUGGCGUCGCCUGUGCUCGGGCUACUGACUUUCUCCUUUCUUUUGCUGCUAAUUUCUCAAAGCUUAGCUGGGCGCGAUUUUUACAAGAUUUUAGGAGUUUCAAGAAGCGCUAAUGUCAACCAGAUAAAGAAGGCAUACCGAAAACUAGCCAAGGAGCUGCAUCCUGAUAAAAACAAGGAUGAUCCACACGCCCAAGAGAAGUUCCAGGACCUGGGUGCAGCGUAUGAGGUCCUCUCAGACAGCGAUAAGCGGAGUGCCUAUGACAAGCAUGGAGAAGAAGGGCUCAAACAUGAUGCCUUUGGAGGCAGUGAUCCCUUUGCAAGCUUCUUUGGAGACUUUGGCUUCUUUGGCGAAGGCUCUCGCAACGAACAGCGGGAGACACCUCGAGGCUCGGAUGUAGUCAUGGACCUCUGGGUGACCCUGGAGGAGCUCUACUCUGGCAACUUUGUGGAGGUGGUUCGUAACAAGCCCACUGUGAAACCCGCCAAGGGCACACGCCGCUGCAACUGCCGCCAGGAGAUGGUGACACGGCAACUGGGCCCAGGACGUUUUCAGAUGAUGCAGCAGUCCGUAUGUGACGAGUGUCCCAAUGUCAAGUUGGUGAGCGAAGAGAAACUUCUUGAAGUGGAAGUAGAGGCUGGCAUGAGAGAUGGACAAGAGCAAGUGUUUGUUGCAGAAGGUGAACCACACAUUGACGGUGAACCUGGUGACCUUAAACUAAGGAUACGAACAAUGCCGCAUCCAGUCUUUGAAAGGAAAGGGGACGACUUGUACACAAAUAUCACCAUCUCCCUCACUGAUGCCAUGGUGGGAUUCGAGACUGAGAUCACCCAUCUGGAUGGCCACAAAGUAACCAUUACUCGGGAGAAAGUGACAUGGCCAGGAGCAAGGCUACGAAAGAAAAAUGAAGGAAUGCCCAACUAUGAAAACAAUAACUUGAAGGGAACCUUGUAUGUGACUUUUGACGUGGACUUCCCCAAAGGGGACCUUAGUGCUGAAAAUAAGGAAGCCCUCAAGAACAUACUUAAGGAAGAAUCCAAAACAAAAAUCUACAAUGGACUGCGUGGUUACUAGUGCAAUGUUUGAAGACCUGCCAUAUAUGUACAGACCUUCGUUUUCAACGUGAAUUCUUAUCCCUUCUAUGGAGGGCACCAAGCUUCGGUAAACGUCCACUGACUGAUUUUAGCAGUGCGUUCCACUGGUGUACAGACUGUUUUACAACCAGUCUUUUGAGCGUGUGCAAGACUUCAGUUGCGCAAGUCAUGUGUUCUGUGUGUUUUUUCAGUUUUGGAAAUAAAGUACAGGCUAAGGGUAAGCUUGCCUUUUCAAGCUCAGUGACACGAAUGCCUCACAUGUACCAUCUUUUUAUCAUGCUUUCACUGACCUUAGUCAUCAGGUCCAAAGGCAUAUUCUUUCUUGUUUAUGUUGGCAUUUGAUAGCCAAGCUUUAUCCAUCUGCGUAAGAGGCUAUGAAAUGUGUGCUGGACACUACAUGUACAAGACAGUGUAACUAACUGAGGAGAAACUUCGGUCUAUCUUUUUACGAUGAAUGAAUGCGUGUGAUUGUGGCCAGUAAUAUCAAUAGAAUGGUUCUUAAAUAUCAAUAGAGGGCUACAUGAAAGGAAGCAACAUUUGCUGCCUUAUCAAAGCUGCGUUUGUAAUUAGAAGUUGCCCCUUUUGUUAAGUAAUCCUAGGAUCACCAAAUGCAAUCGUGGAGGAAGCCAGUGCUGGAAGGAACUACACCUGUAAAAGAAAGACUUGACAACGCUAAAUAGGCACUGCUUCUAAAACAUGUUAGCAUCUGAAGUUUGUAUGUCAGCACAUUUGGCGUUCCUUGAUUUCUCGAGAGUAAAUGUUGCCUCUGAUUGCACACAGCUUUCUGGAUAGCCCUUCGGUAUAGCCAUGCCAAAUGGGCAACAUGCAUCUGUGAACAAUGCUCAAACAGCAGCAGGGAACGAUAUGGCAGAGGUGAAGUGGAAACUUUCAAAAUACUGUGAAAGUUGUUCUCUUAUUUCAUUGUUUUUUUUCCAAAAACCAGGUCACCAUAGCGUAAUUUCUCAAAACAUAUUCAGAAGAAAGAAAUUAAACAAAUACUUUGCACUCACGAGUCCAGCAGUGAACAGUAAUUCUGUUGCCCAUCUGGGAGCAUAAUGCAAGCUAUUAGAACAGGAAAGAAGAAUCCAGGAAGUAAUGUUACUGAGCUGAUCAUGUGGGGUUCAAUAUAUGGAAGCUGCUGCUAAUAUGUCAGCUUGGGCUUGGGUAGUACUGUGACAAUGUCAUUUCAACUAGCUUGUAAAGCCUGUUCUUGACUGAUGUUAAAAUUGGGUAUUUAUUUUUUGAUAAUCUGAACCUUUAAACUGUGUGGGAUUUUGUUAUGUGAUACUGUGCAUCUGCUGAACACAGCUUGACCUUGUGGUAUGCCCUAUUUUAAUUGACCAAGUGCAUGUUGCCACUGUUGACAAUGUGCAUACUGCAGUGUGUGCAUGGCAGUUGUCUUGUGAAGGGUAUGAUAUUGUGUGUACAUGAUAUCAACUUGUUUAUGGGGACAUUGGUCUGCAGUGACCUGUGGAGUCGUAUGCGUUAUAACUUUGUGUUGCACAUCACCAAUUUGCUUCAAACAUGCAUAUUGGAUCACCUGUAUCCUGCAGUCAGUAGUGGUUUUGUCUGAUGAUGUGAAACAGGUUUUUCAAGCACAGGGCUAUAGUGACAGUAAUUUAUGCAAGAGUUUUUGUCAUGUGCCAGUUGAAGUUGCUAAAAAUCAAGGUCGCACAGUCGCACACCUAUUAAAUUGUUUCACUUGAAAAUUUUAAAUUCCUUUUCAUUCCUGGAAAUAUUUGCUCAUUUGGAAUGUCCCAUGAAUGCAAAUGAAAUGAAAGGAUGGUGUUGCAUUGAAACAGGUAUUGUGGUUCGAGUUUCCUAGAACCAUGUGUUGCAUGCUCAAAUGCAGACAUUUGGAAUACAUCCUUCCUGUGAAUUGCUAAGUCAUAGGGAAAUAAAUUAUACUUGUUACGUCGCUUAGA